GGCUUAGACCUCAUAUGCUUCUGGAUGCCGAAGGAGAAAGUCUAAUUAAUGGAAAGCACACUUUCCCUGGGCCAGAGCCUCUGAAGUUCAGACCAUCCCCAAAGUGGCCUCUGACGAAAUUCUGAGGGACCCUGAGCAUCCUGAGUCACCAUGGGCAAUGAGAACAGCACCUCGGACCACCAGCAAGAGGACGCCAACUUGCAUAACGUCAUCCUAUGGCCUCCAAACCCUGAUCCUCUGCAGAGGACUUCAGCAGCUCAGAGUCCAAGUUCUGUGCAGCCACCUGGGGACAAGAAGCGGGGCGAUCCUUCUGGAAGCUGUGACGGUGGGGAUUUAUCCAGCACCGGGCUUGGAGGCUCCUGCUCCUCUUCUGAGAGUGCUGCCAGCCCGGAUCCGUGCAUCACGUCCCCAGGGGUGACUGAGCCGAGGAAGCACCCACAGGAAGCCAGGGGUCCAGAAGGAUCUCCACCGUCCAGCCCAACGCCGCCCUGGGAGCAGGAGUGUCCCUUGACCUCCAUGCCCUUCACCGCGUGCCCUCCAGAAGGCUGCUUGGAAACCCCAGCAGCAGCACCUGAAGAUGCUGUCACCCAGCACUCAAGCAGGGAACCUUCCCCAAGUGCUCCAGGGGACACCGUGGCAUUUACCCCUGAAGGGGACAGUAUGGCUGCCAUAGUCUCUAGCACUGGGGGAGACAAAGAAAUGAAGGCAGAGGGACAAAUUUCUUCCUCCUUCAGUUGCACUGACCACUUGCCAGGAAUUUCACCAGCACCUCCAGGAGAGCCAAGAAAGGAGCUACUAUGUGCAGAGGGUCACUUGGAGUCCCACGGGAAAGAGGGUGUAGAUGGCUGUUUCCCUUCAGAAUCCAGGCUGGGUGUGGCUUCUGGACAGAUAGUUCCCAAGGUCUCUGCUUCCGGCCCUCUAAGCAAGAAGAGCUCAGCUGGCCAAGUGGAAUGCCCUCCAAAACCUGAAACCAUGGUCCUGCAAGAUUCAGCUCCAAGAGUCUUGGACAGAGAAAAAGGGCAAGUAGAGGUGCCACCUCAGCAUUUAGCCAAUGAUUCGGAAUGCCUUAGCUCCUGCCAUUCCGCUGGGAGCAAUUCAGGGGCUGUGCAUGACGCUGAAGCUGCUGUGCCCCAGGAAAGCUGCCAGCAGCUGCAGAUGAAGGCACAUCUUCUCCACACAGAGCAGCCCUUGGACCCACUGAGUCCUGCCUCGGUGCCAGGGAAGGAAACUGUGGACGCCAGGGAUGCUCACAGUCACUUGCAGACCAGGGUGAAAGGUGGAGAGUCCCACCAAGUUGCCCAUGGGGCAACAGGCAUCCAGGUAGAUGUGAGUUCACUCGGGAGCCCUGAGCCCAUUCCACUUACCCUGGCUGAAGAGACACAUCCAGCUUCAAGCCUCACAUCACCCCCAGCCACUGAGAUGCCUGCUGCCACAGAAGGCCCCAGUUUGUUGGCCAGGGAGAUGGCUUCCAAAGCUGAGAUGCCAGUUUCUGCAGAUUUGGUCAAAGAGCUGGUGGAUGAAAGGUCGGCAGGACUGGAAAACUGGUCAUCAGAUCUUGGAAAAGAGCAAGAGUAUUUAGAAGCAAGCCCUGGAGAGGUUUCUGCCUCUUCACCCCAGGAGAGGGCAGAGCUCUGGAACUGGGAGCAGAGCCAUGCAGUGCCCCAAGAGGUGAUGCUGUCCCCUCCUCCUCCUGCUGGGGCUUCAAGUAAAAAGACUGAGAGCUCAGUAGGGCCAGAGGAGGGAACCAAGGUCCCUGAGGAUACUGGAAGUCCAGCUACGGCUAAAGAGAAAGGCAGAUGCCGUAGAGACAACCCUGCAGGACUGGAACAAGACAUAGAACAACCUGGUGCUGUGGAUCCUGGAAAUCUUGGGGCAGAAGAACCUCAAGCCUUCCCCUGCAAGCCCUAUCUGAAGGUGGACAAAGAUGAGGUCUCAAAGCCAAGUGAUGACUCAGAGAACGGGAUCCUUUCCAGCUCAGAUUCAGCACAGCCACCCCGAGAGGAAGACACUGGACACCUGGACAGGUCUGACGCUGGGUCAGCAGAUGCAGCAUGGCAGGCGGCGGCUGAAACCCAUGUGGCUGAUGCGGCCAUCUCAGCCCACAAACCCCAGCAGGAGGACCCCAUCCUGACCCCAGCACCGGAUGGUGCUGGUGAGCCUGCUGUUCCCAAAGAAACUGUCUGGGAGAAGCCAGGAUUACUGACCAAAUGUCUGGACAUGCUUCAGGACAGGGAAGGACUGGGGAAAACAGAGUCUCCUUCUGCUUUAAAACCUGAAAAAUCAGAUUUUCUGUCGAUUUUUACUGGAGAGGCUGUCACCAAAGCACAAGAGGUGGAGCACACUUUGGAAAUAAGGACGACAGGCUGCCCAUCCCCACAGAAGCCCUGCAGCUGUGACACGGAGGCCUUGUUGACUUCCCCAGGUCAACCUUGUGGGCCAGCGCAAGAUGCAGCUGGACAGGAAGUGUGUGCUGGUGUGCCACCUCCCCCUGACGGGGAGAAUGCAGCAGGGGACAGUGGGUUCACCACUCGCAGCCUGACGCAAGACUGUCAGGGAAGCCCAUCCUGCCCAGAGCACAGCUGGCUAAGAGGAGCUGCCUCAGAGUGUCCCCCACUACCUCCUGAAAACUGCCUCCAGCCAUCCCAGUUGGACUCUGAAGCGUCCAUCUGUGAUAUUCUCAGGGAGGUGGCGCAGCCGCUUGCAAGUGGGAAAGAGGUUUACUCAAGUGAUCCAGAGUUUAAGAACCAGGGUGCGGAGUCCUCCCAAACCCACACAUCUACAGAGCCUCGGGUGGAUGUGAGCUUGCCCACUCAGGGAGGAUGGGAACAGGUGUCUGGGUCAGAACUUCCAAGUGAGCACCCCAAAGGCAGUCUGUCCGAUGCUCCAAGUUCAUCUCCCAAGGACACAGUUCUGGAGAGUUCUCUACCAGUGGAGUCAGAAUUGUCAACCCCAGUAGGACAGAAGUUGCCUAUACUAGGGGAGAAUGAGCAAGCGGCAGCAGGCUGUGGUGGCCAGCCUCCUGCAGCAGACACCUUUAAAGACUCUUCUCUUGCAGGGAACUUGGGUGGGAAGGAAAGUUGCUGUGCUGGGCAAGGACCAAACAAGUCCCAGCAAGAGCUGGUUGGUGUUUUGAAAGCAGGCUGCCAGCAUGAAGAAGCAUGUUGCAAGGAUGCAGGAGUUUCUGAAGCAGCUAACGCCUGGCCCCUGCCCCAGGGUUUGGGUAAGUCAGAGAUGGCAAGUAGAAACAUAGUGGAGGCCUCGCCUUCUCCACCUGACUCAGUAGCUCUCCUAGAUGCAGCUCACUGCCUGCCGGCCCCAGCGUCUGCCAGCGCCAGUGUCACACCCACCCAGGAUGCCCCAGAGAAACAGGCAUGUGAAAAAAUCCAGGAAGACAGGCAGGAACCAGCGCCGGCCCCGCACCAGGGAACAGAGUGCCCAGCCACUAUGGAUGCAGAGGCCCAAAAGCUUCUUGGGAGUUUCCCAUCAGCUGGGAAGCAAGGGAGUGAAGCUGCAGCUGUCGAGAGCGGUAAAAAUGCCAGUGAAGGAGACCCCAGGAUGCUGCAGGCUCUCCAAGAACCAGAAGCUGCUCAGAGGGUGAGCUUCUUUCCAACCGAGCACUGCUUUAUGUCCGGGAAGCAAGCUUCUGCCUUAGCCCUGGGUGAGCCUUGCCAAGCUGAGCAGCUUGUGUCCAGCUGUGAGACUGCCUCACUAUCAGUCAGAGAACCGGCUGGGAUUCCCAAAAGUACUGUGGGUAUUUCCGCCUGCCAGGAUGUCCCUAACCCAAAGAGGCUUCUGCUAUCUGGGUCACAUGAAGAGGCUGAUCCUGACACCCCUUACCUGCAUAUUGAUGGUACUGCCAGACAAGAAGCAAAAGACAGUACAGCGAAAGCUAUUUCCUCUGAAAGUGCCCAGGCUCCUGAUGAAAGCCCCCACCCCAAAGAAGAGUCCCUGCUUGCCCUUGGAAAUGCCGCCUCUGUGCAGCUGUCUGCUGGCUCCCUUGCUUCAGGAGGUGCAGGUAGGGAAAUCCCUGCGGUGCAGCCCAGCAAUGAAAGCCCCGAAGCUGGAAUCACUGAGGGACCUGUGGCCUCCGUGCCCUACCUGGACAGGACGCCUCUCCUGGCCAAGGGUAAGCAGAUGGAAAGGGAGGACAAAGUGGCCACAGCUCCAGACCCAGGCGCCAGACCAUGUGAGAUUCCAGGGUGCCCUGCUAGUGAGGAUGGUACGGUGGCCGAUAAAGAAAGGGAGACAGGGGGCAGUGCGGAGAGGAUGGUAGAUCCUUCCCCGGACCCGAAGAGGGAUGUGUCAUGUGGUGUGGAUGCAAGCUCCAAGCGGACCAGCGUGAUCACCGGGCUCCCUGACUUCAGGGAGCACAUCACCAAGAUCUUUGAGCAGUCUGUGUUCGGAGCACUGGCCACUGAUCGGCUCCAGAGCGCUCCUGGAGAAAAGGCAGGAGCUGGGAAAAACGUGGUGAGCAAGGACCCUGCCAUACCACCGAACCCAGAAGAGUUUCUAGCUGGGACUCAAGCAGUGGCCUGUACCCUUCUCCCUGCUCCUCCUGCUGCACUCGUGGUGGAGAAGAAACAAGAACGGGAUGCUGAGGCUGAGAUUUCCCAUCCGGUUUCCCAGGAUCCAGCUCCAGACAAGCUGCUGGCUCUGGUGGGAUCAGCCUUAGAGCAGAACCUGCCAGGUGCCAAUGCUGAGCAAGAGAUGACUGGUAUCCCCCCAACAAUGAGAAGCAAGAGGCCAAAGGGGUGUGAGGGGGCUUGGCCAGGCCUGGAACCCCAGGCUCACUCACAGCUUGAGAAGAGUGGGCAGGAACUAGCUGCAGGUCUUCCCUCACCCCUGCUGGCCGGUCAGGGGAUCCCUAUAGAGGGAAUCACUGACUCCAGGGUAGCUCACCAGAGCAGUGGAGGAGAGGUCUUCGUCUUGGUUCAACAUGACAGCAUUCCUGCUGGAGAGCAGCACCAGGAAACAUCAGCCUGUGACAGUCAACACAAAAAAGAUGGUCCCCAGAACUCUGUUCAUACAGAGGGUCCAGAUAAUGAGCUAGGAUCAACCCAUACCCUUGAAGCCUCUUCUCCUGGUGGGGAUACGCUCAUUGUUCCUGAGGCUAACAGUGAGCCUGGGACCCCUCACACACUUGGGGAUGAGAAGAAGCCUGAGGCUGCUGCCACCAUCUUGGAAAUGCAAAAUGCCCUGGGCCACAAGAGCGCCCCCAAGCCACAGGCUGGAGAAGUGUCAGACACUCCCCUGGAGCCCAGCAGAGUGACAGGAGCUGCUGGAGAAGCUGAGGGUGACAUCACCUCACACACAGCUGAGACAGGGGCAUGUGCACCUGGUGACUUGAUUGAAACAGGUAGUACCAGCGUGUUCUCUGGCAUGCCUCAUGACUCAACACUGCCAGGGAGCUCUCAGGACCCAGAAUGCUCUGACAGGGCUCAGGCGAUGGAGGACGCAGCCAUCUUGCAAGGGGACAGCACAGCUGGGCACCAGGAGGCCAAGGAACAGCCGGGGCCUGAGCUCCCUGCUCCUGCUGGGCACAUGAAGGUGUGUGACUCCUUGGAGCCUGACAAAACCAGAGACCCGAAGCUGCAACAUUUGGAUCCAGAAGAGCUCCAUGCUGACAGGAGGAGCCCUGGGCCUGCCUCAGUCACCUUACCUUUGGAUCCUGAGGAUGCUCUGAGAGCUCCUGCAGAUGAGGCCAGAAAUACAGGAGGACUGAAAAGCUCACCUGUAACAGAUGAUGCCAUCCAGCCGGCUGCCCCCACAGACCCAGAAAACCCACCUGUAGCUACCUCUUCCCACUACAGUGCUGCCGCUGGUGUCUCUACGGAUCUGACAGCUCAGAGCACCUCCCCAGCUGCUGCCCGUGCGGGCCUUACUCCUCCGGCCCCAGGACACACGACUUCGCCUUCCGUCCCAGCUGGUCAUGGAGUAGAUGUUGGCAUUGCCUCUUGGCAGGAUCAGACCAAGCUUAUAAGCAGGAGUUCGGACUCUGAAGAAGCAUUUGAGACCCCAGAGUCAACAACCCCUGUUAAAGCUCCACCGGCCCCACCCCCACCGCCCCCUGAAGUUAUCCCAGAACCUGAGGUCAGCACGCCACCAGCCCCAGAAGAACCAGGAUGCAGUUCUGAGACGGUCACCGUCCCUGAUGGCCCCUGUAGCAACUCAGUGGAAGGAAGUCCUUUCCGGCCCCCACACUCCUCCUCUGCCGUCUUCGACGAAGACAAGCCGAUAGCCAGCAGCGGGACUUACAACUUGGACUUUGACAACAUCGAGCUGGUGGACAACUUCCAGAGCUUGGAGCCUCGCUCCUCAGACUGUAGGAACCAGGACUGCAAGGUGAACACGCGCAGGAAGUCUACAGAGUCUGUGCUCCCCUCCAAGUCCACACUGUCCCGCUCGCUCAGCCUUCAAGCCAGUGACUUUGACGGUGCUUCCUGCCCAGGCAGCCCCGAGGCUGUGGCCCUCGCCCCAGAUGCCUGCAGCACAGGGUCCAACAGCGCUUCUAGUACUCUCAAGCGAACUAAAAAACCGAGGCCACCUUCCUUAAAAAAGAAACAGACAUCCAAGAAGCCUCCAGAAACCCCCUCAGUGAAAGAGACCCAGCAAGAGUCAGUCGAAGAGAGUCCCGUCCCCUGUGAGGAGCAUCUGACAUCCGAGACAAAGACGGAGUUGGCCACUGCCGAGGGCUCUGGGUCCAUCCUCCCGGAGGAGACGCCCCUGGAGCCUGCUGUUGUGCCGCAGGCUGCCUCUCCUCCAGACCCGGACUGCGCAGAGGGUGCUUGUCCCCCAGCUUCCGGAGGUGGCAGGGUGCAGAACUCCCCUCCCAUUGGGAGGAAAACUUUGCCUCUUACCACAGCCCCCGAGGCAGUGGAGGUGACCCCAUCGGAUAGCAGGGGGCAAGAGGGCUCCCCAGCCAAAGGGCUCUCAGUGAGGCUGGAGUUUGACUAUUCUGAGGACAAGGGUAGUUGGGACAACCAGCAGGAAAAUACCCCACCUACCAAAAAGAUAGGCAAAAAGCAGGUUGCCAAAAUGCCCCUGAGGAGGCCAAAGAUGAAAAAAACACCUGAGAAACUUGACAACACUCCUGCCUCACCUACCAGAUCCCCCGCUGAACCCAAUGACAUCCCUGUUGCUAAAGGUACCUACACCUUUGAUAUUGACAAGUGGGAUGACCCCAAUUUUAACCCCUUUUCUUCCACCUCAAAAAUGCAGGAAUCUCCCAAAUUGCCCCAGCAGUCAUAUAACUUUGACCCAGACACCUGUGAUGAAUCCCUAGACCCCUUUAAGACAUCCUCUAAGACCCCCAGCUCACCUUCUAAGUCCCCAGCCUCAUUCGAGAUCCCAGCCAGUAUUGAAACCAAUGGAGUGGAUGGGGAUGGGCUCAACAAGCCCGCCAAGAAGAAGAAGACACCCCUAAAGACUGACACAUUUAGGGUGAAAAAGUCGCCAAAACGGUCUCCUCUCUCUGAUCCACCUUCUCAGGACCCCACUCCAGCUGCAACGCCAGAGACACCACCGGUCAUCUCCGCAGUGGUGCACGCAACCGAUGAGGAAAAGCUGGCGGUCACCAGUCAGAAGUGGACGUGCAUGACAGUGGACUUGGAGGCUGACAAACAGGACUUCCCACAGCCCUCAGACCUGUCCACCUUUGUAAAUGAGACCAAAUUCAAUUCACCCUCGGAGGGUAAGCAACUUGGUGGCCAGCUGGACCCCCACCCCGCCUUGGAGAAUACUGCCCCUAGGGAGCAAAAGGCCAGGACAGACACUUCUCAGCCAGAGUUAGAUUACAGAAACUCCUAUGAAAUUGAAUAUAUGGAAAAAAUUGGCUCCUCCUUACCUCAGGACGAUGACGCUCCGAAGAAACAGGCCUUGUACCUUAUGUUUGACGCAUCUCAGGAGAGCCCCAUCAAGUCUCCUCCAGUCCGGAUGUCAGAUUCCCCGACGCCGUGUUCAGGGUCCAGUUUUGAGGAGAGUGAAGCCCUGGUGAAUGCUGCAGCAAAAGCCCAGCAUCCUGUCCCACGAGGGCUGGCCAUCAGCCAAGAGCCACACUUGCAAGUGCCAGAGAAGUCUUCCCAGAAAGACCUGGAGGUCAUGGCCUUGGGGACCCCUUCAGAGGCAAUUGAAAUUACAGCUCCCGAGGGCGCCUUUGCCUCUGCUGAUGCCCUCCUCAGCAGGCUGGCCCAUCCAGCCUCUUUCUGUGGUGCGCUUGACUAUCUGGAACCUGACUUAGCAGAAAAGAACCCCCCAGUAUUUGCUCAGAAACUUCAGGAGGAGUUAGAGUUUGCCGUCAUGCGGAUAGAAGCCCUGAAGCUGGCCAGGCAGAUUGCCCUGGCUUCCCGCAACCGCCAAGACACCAAGAGAGAGGCCGCUCACCCACCAGAUGUCUCCAUCUCCAAAACAGCCCUGUACUCCCGCAUCGGGACUUCCGAGGUGGAAAAGCCUCCAGGCCUUCUGUUCCAGCAGCCGGACCUGGACUCUGCACUCCAGGUUGCCAGAGCUGAGGUCAUCACCAAGGAGAGAGAGGUCUCAGAGUGGAAAGAUAAAUAUGAAGAGAGCCGGCGGGAAGUGAUGGAAAUGAGGAAGAUCGUGGCUGAGUAUGAGAAGACAAUCGCACAGAUGAUAGAGGAUGAACAAAGAGAGAAGUCAGUGUCCCACCAAACAGUGCAGCAGCUGGUCCUGGAGAAGGAGCAAGCCCUGGCCGACCUGAACUCUGUGGAGAAGUCUCUGGCUGACCUGUUCAGGAGAUACGAGAAGAUGAAGGAAGUCCUAGAAGGUUUCCGCAAGAAUGAAGAGGUGCUGAAGAAAUGUGCGCAGGAGUACCUGUCCCGAGUGAAGAAAGAGGAGCAGAGGUACCAGGCCCUGAAGGUGCAUGCAGAGGAGAAACUGGACAGGGCCAAUGCUGAAAUUGCGCAGGUUCGAGGCAAGGCCCAGCAGGAGCAGGCGGCCUACCAGGCCAGCCUACGGAAGGAGCAGCUGCGGGUGGACGCUCUGGAGAGAACACUGGAGCAGAAGAAUAAAGAGAUAGAAGAGCUCACCAAGAUUUGUGAUGAACUGAUUGCCAAAAUGGGGAAAAGCUAACUCUGAACCAAAUGCCUGGACUUGACUGUUGGGUGCAAUAUGACCAUUGGCACACUGCUGUCCUUGAAGUUACAUGGACAGGUUCUGUUUUCACUUUUCGUAUGCACUACUGUAUUUCCUUUCUAAAUAAUGUUUGAUUUGAUUGUAUGCAGUACUAAGGAGACUAUCAGGAUUUCUUGCUAUUGGUUUGCAUUUUCCUAGUAUAAUUCAUAGCAAGUUGACCUCAGAGUUCCUGUAUCAGGGAGAUUGUCUGAUUCUCUAAUAAAAGACAAAUUGCUGACCUUGGCCUUGCCCUUUGUACACGAAUUCCCAGGGUGAGCAGCUUUUGAUUUAAUAUGAACAUGUACAGCGUGCAUAGGGACUCUUGCCUUAAGGAGUGUAAACUUGAUCCACGUUUGCUGAUUUGUUUUAAAGAAUGCAUGUUUCAAAUAAAAUCUUCUAUUGUAAAUAAAUUUUUUUCUUUGGAUCUUG
Chinchilla lanigera (long-tailed chinchilla) is the source of this 9555-nucleotide messenger RNA. It is a transcript of the gene Tacc2, whose product is annotated as transforming, acidic coiled-coil containing protein 2. Gene Ontology annotation, biological process: mitotic spindle organization; cell population proliferation; cerebral cortex development. The transcript has 24 exons. The record is from RefSeq and is a predicted model, not a curated record. Lineage: Eukaryota; Metazoa; Chordata; Mammalia; Rodentia; Chinchillidae. Gene Ontology annotation, cellular component: cytoplasm. The coding region runs from base 151 to 9084 and encodes 2977 amino acids.